AUGACAGCGUCUGAGAGUGUGAGCUUGUGGGACCAUGGUAAUGGGUCCUUCACGGUGACCCUGUCCCAUCUGAAGACCUCAGACUCCGGGACAUAUUGGUGCGGCGCGUCUCGUCCACUAAAGGACACAUUCGUCACAGUGCAUCUGAACAUUAUUAAAGGUUUUCCAUUUGCAACUACCGAACAUGCUGAGGGUUCUACAAUAACUGAAGUUACAAGCCUUCAUGCAUACAGGACCAUCACCAACCCAACAGAAGAGCCACUUCAGACAGACAGCACCACUAACAGCUCGAAAGGAAAUAAAGUUGCAGGUUUGGAUGUAUACUUGCCAGUGGGUGUGGCCAUGAUCACCGUCAUCGUGGUUUUGGUCUUGUGCCUCAGGAAACGGGAAAAGAAGACACGACCUCAUGAGCAGCCUCUGAACCUUAUCUCCCAUCUGCACCAGGUGGGGAGCGAGGAGCCGACAGAAAGUGAACCCACAGACCGACACAUCUAUGAAAACAUCCACCUGCACUCCAAAGUCUCACGCAACAACCACUUUCCCACCUACGUCCAACCACUGCCCGCUCUGCCCAAACGUGUGGAGCGGAUUUAUUCAUGA
Knipowitschia caucasica is the source of this 600-nucleotide messenger RNA. Lineage: Eukaryota; Metazoa; Chordata; Actinopteri; Gobiiformes; Gobiidae. The record is from the annotation of a GenBank genome assembly.